Messenger RNA from Podarcis lilfordi (Lilford's wall lizard), 36673 nucleotides. NCBI's taxonomy places the organism in Eukaryota, Metazoa, Chordata, Lepidosauria, Squamata, Lacertidae. The record is from the annotation of a GenBank genome assembly.
AUGACCUUCCCUGGAGAGACGAACUGGUCCUUGUUCACCUUAUUGGACAAACACCGACUUUCACUCAGGGAAGCAGCUGGUGUAACACUUGGAAGCAGGCAUGGCCCCUUUGUGGCCAGCCAGAGCUGUGAGAUCUCCAGGUAAAGACUCAUAGAGUCAGGCAAGAUGGAAAGCUGCUCCCACUGCGAGUACCGCACAGAGGCAGCAGUCACCACCUCUCUCUCUCUCUCUCUGUAAAAAGCGCACCACAUUAAACAAAAGAGAAAGAAGGUAGCCAGUGUUGUUGCCCACGUUCUCCUUCGUCCCUCAAAAGAGCCCACAGAGCAGACACUGGUAAAACAGUAACAUGUGGUGCUUGCAUAUGCAAACAGUUCACUCCAUCAAUGUGGGAGACAUCCAUUGAAUGGCCAUUUCACAAAGGAUUGGGAAAGAGAUUUCUGAUCUGUCAUCACCUAAUAUGAAACUCGUGCUCUGAAAUGAGGGGCAUCUACUUAGCUCAGUCUGUGGUGAAACUACCCCAGCUACUAGCAUGCAACUAGCUUUACUGUACGGAAACUGCAGUUUAUCUGUAGUACUUUUAUGCUGUUUUGCAACAAAGUAUUUGGAGAGCAAACAUGUUUUUGUUUCACAGUCCUGUGAUCCCAAAGAAGGUUGUAAUUGAAACAUGUUGGACCUAACCACUUGCAUUUUUAUACACUUAAUGCUUCCUCUUUUCUAGUUCCAACAGUUGGGAGAUAUUAGAGUGGAGGAUCUUUCCCUCAAAAGUACAUUGAAAUAAUGAAUGCUUGACUCUUCAGCUUAGUCCCAGUGGCAGCACCUACCCCAUUGCCAGGCGUAACACGAAUAAAAGACAACAUUAUUACCACAGAACUUCUAAACUGUUAUAUUCUGAGAAUAUGAAGUUGCUUUGGAUAUUUGGCAUUACAAAGCUGAAAGUAAGCCCUGCCUACUGGUAAAAGACAGAGAGCUGCUGGGUUUUGUUUUGCCUGUUUGAGUAUUAUUGCAACUUGUUGCAAACCACCUGGAAGAUUAUUCCAUUGAAAAGCAGGAUAUCCAUUUUCUAAACAAAUUAAUUGGUGAAUAUUGGUCAUUCUAGCCCACAAUUAUCUCCUCCCCUGCGGAACCCUCCUCAAGAUAAGUAGCGUAACAAGCUCAUAUUGCAAAUAAAAUUACAAUAAUAAUGAUCAAUUAAUUAAUGAAAUACAACCAUCUAAGCUGGUGUCCAUAAUCUUGUGGAAGCAUAUUUGAAGGUUUAACUAUGUGCUGUGUAUAGAAGUACUUCCUUUUGUCCAUCCUGCAUAGCAAGAAACAUCUUUUUAUCCACUUUUCUUGCACCAUGCAUAAUUUUACAUAGCUUGAACUUCCCCCCUUACCUGCCUUUUUUCUAAACUAAAAAACCCCAGAAAUUGUAAUCUUCCCUCACAGGGGAGUCCACAACUGUGGAACUGUUCAAGAACCACACAUGAUCUGUGCAGCCUGGGAUGUGACCGGACAACUCUACCGGCAAAGGUCUGAGACUGGGAAAAAUAUACCUCCUAAGCCCACAGUCUAAUAGACCAUGGCUGAAUUGAGAGUGGAAACAGGAACAUCUAGAGUGCUCACAUUCUUUCACAUUAAUUUCAUCUAUAUAUGUAGCAAACAACCUGGAAUCACAGACUGAUUUUGUAGGCUCUGAACCUAUACAUAUCUAGUAGAAUGUUCUUCUUGGGGGGUUUUCGCCCAAAAGUCAAUUGCAGGAUACGUUAUAAUAACCAGAUUCCAUACAUACACACACACACACACACACACACACAUACACACACACACACACACACACACACACUAGUGUGCUGGUGCUGUAUGCAUUUAUCAUACUAAUGCACUGGAUAUAUUUAGCAUAAGAAAUUUGGCACUUUAAUAUCUUUGUCUUAAGCAACAUAUGGUUUUCCAAAUUUAAUUUAAAAUAAUUCUAAUCUACGUGCAUACUGUUCACUUAACACACAUGCUAUAGGAUUAAAUCUGUAACUUGGUUUGUUUGUUUUAUUCCUGUUGUGAAAUAAUGAUUUAAGUGCAUUUCUAUUUGUGCUGCCAAAAGAAAAAAGAAAGAAAAAAUAAUGUUCAUGCUGUGACUUGUUGGAAAUGAGCUGACAGGCUUUAUCCUCAUGUGAUACAUCUGCAGUGCCUUGCUGUUCCCAGCUUAGAUUUCUCUGUAAUUAAUGCUGAGAGCUUUUUAAGUUGGCAUGUUUGGCCAGUAAUGUAUCUUUUUCUUCUUAAAGGUUACUUCAUCUUUAAGAAGUGGGAGCUAAAAUUAAAGAAAGAACAUAUGUGAUUUGUUCCAAUGAGCAUGCCAUUCAAAUCCUUCUCUUUCUCCUUUAAAGUACUCUCAACUUAUGUUGGCCCCAAACAGCAGACAAUAAGCCUGAAUGUGAAACCUGGAUCUACCAUUUGGCACUGCUCACUUACCCACACAUUUUUAAAGAUGAAACAAAAACCUAUCUGGCUAAAUUAUCUGCCUUAUACAGAACUAUGAUAAAAUUCAAUGCACAUGGGUCAUAAAAGAUCGUUGCAGCAACUGCAGAAACUGAAGGAAUCAGAAGUAAUAUGGUAAAAAGUUACCAAGUUCCAGCUGGAACAAGAAUCACCUUUUAACUUUAAGAAUUGGUGCAUGAAUCUUCUUCUUCUUCUUUCCUUUUGUGUUCUGUCUUUAAGAUUUUCAAUUUGCUUGCAGGGAUGUCUUAUUUUAAUUGAUUGCAAAUAAGCCACUGGAAUGGUGCAUAAAUGUGCUAAAGAAAUAAGAAUACAAUAAUAAAAGUACCAGUAGGAAACAUAGCAAAUGAGCAGUGCUGAUGACCUUUUUCUGUUGAAUAAAUGGAAUCAUCAAAUAAUCUUAUUCUGAAACUUUUCAACCUGGCACAUUAACCAUUUUUUAGAGAAAAUAUAUCUGAAAGCUAAGGAUUGUGUGGGCCUAUAUCAAUCCCAUCUUAUUUUGAUAAAUGCUAGUUUUCUAACAAAACAAAAACAUUUCCAGUUUCCUCCUUUGUAAGAUUAUGAGUAAUAUACAAUCAUCUUCAAAAAGCACUUAAUACUAUACUUCCUUAAUAGAGAGGAAGCAUAUUAUGAGUGUCUGAGGUUCACUGUGAUAUAUAUCAUCAAUGUGCUCCCAUUUAAGAAAAGGACCACAUUCUUAUCCACAACUGAAUGUGAUCAUCCAGAGUUAGAAGUUUAUGGUCAGGAUCCAAAGAACCACACAAGUAUUUCUGUAUGCCAAAAGGAACUUUGGACUUGUGUUCUUUGAACUUCAGCCAAACUCCCUUCUACCCCACCACCUCCACUCUCAUGAAAAAUCAUUUUUUGAAACUGAGGAGAGUCUCUAAAGUGGUUUGUGAUAUGUAAUGGGUGUGUACUUUCAAGUAAAAAAAAAAAAUCACUGAGCUAAAGGAAGUUAUUGUGAGGGCCUAAUGUAGGGUGUUUCGGGUUUGUUUUUUUCCAGAUCUCAGCUUAUAUAUCUUGGGCUAUGGAUACAAGUUGUAGGUAGAGUUUUAACAAAUUCAUACAGCAUCUAUGAACUGGCAGCUCUGUAUAACAUACACAGCUCUACAGCUGGAGAGCAAGGGAGCUGAUAAAAUUAAGCAAAAAUAUCCUUUUGUUUAUAGGAGGUUCCGCACAAUCUGCUAUUUUGCUAUAUGGGGAGCAACAUUAUAGUACUACCGUUCUUAGUUCAGUUCAUUGCACACUUUAUCUCCCCCCGCCACACACACAAUGUUGUUAUCCUGCCAAAACCUACAUAUAAUUAAAAACCACAGGCACUCAUUCAAAGUGUCAGAUCAAAAGGUUAAUGUGCUAUGGUAGAGAGGAAGUACUUAUAUUAUACCCUUGAACAUUUUUUGAAGUUUACAGCAUUUGAAAACAUGUUAAGUCAAACCCUAGCCAAAGUUAAUAUUACAUCAUUUGAUUUAAAACAUUAAUCAUAGUUUUAAACCAGUUGAUCCAAAUGUUUGGCUGCUUGAAAAGAAAUAUCAUGAGAAGCGGUAGGCAGUGUACUUUCUAAUGCUUGAACUGUACACACAUGAAAUAGCAAAUUAAGAUUUCUAGGGGUACUGAAACAAAAAAAGUACAGUAAAAUGUUUCUUGCAGCUUCAUAAAUCUAACAUACUUAAGGCAUUUAUGCAUGUCAACAUUUUAUUGUAGACUUUGGAACUGGUAUAGAUGCAGUCUUUCAUUCUAUGUCAUAACUUGUUUCAGCACUGAUGUUCUUAGAGCAAUUGAAAAUGUUAUUGAAGAUGUUAUCACAAGUCUAUCCAGAAAUGAAGCACCCGUUCUCAUAUUAAAUAACAGAUCUAACUGGGGAAAUAUACAGUAGGUAUAUUUUACCGUGUGCGUGUGUGUGUGUAACAAAUGUUGUUUGUUUGUUUAUAACAUUAUAUACUAUCAUCUUAAUCACACCAAGUAUUAAGGUGGUGUACUGCAUAAAACAAAUACAAAAACAUUAACAACUUUUAUCAUUGCCUCUUCAUGUUUCAUGAGGCCCUGUGCCAUGGUACAAUGUUUUCCUGAAAAAAAUCUUCAACAAAAUUGUACACUUAUUCUUACAAUCUGCUGUGUGUGGUUUUCAGUCAGUGCAUGAACUGACAAUCUGGCUAAAGGUCACCAUGGCUUCAGUGAAAAUCACAAAUGCUACAGAGCUUUUAAAAAAGUCCCAAGAACAGGUCCCGACUGUGGAUGAUAAUACAAGUUUUGAAGCAUUAGAAUCUUAGCAGACAGUGAGCAAUAAAUAAAUUAACUGUCUAUACCUCUCAGUGGACUUGGGUAAUAUGGCACCCUGUGCAAGGUCAAAAUUUGACACACACACACCCAAGCCCUUGCGCUGCAUUCCCAAAGAUGGAUAAGAGACUCUAGGACUCUGUCUCCUUCCCCAAACCCAGAGCCUAACUUACUGGGCUUUGAGAAGGCACCUCACUUGGCUUAGCAACCACAGUAUGCACACCACUCAUGCAGCCCUAAACCCCCUAUUAUGAACCCAGAAAGUUGAGGAAUUGGUAGAAGUAAAUUAACAGUGCUGGACUGACAUGGUUAUUAACAAUACCAAAUUUCAAGCAGCCACGACUGCAGAACCAUUCAUAAAUACAACCCACAGACAUCAGAAAGAGAAAAAGGGACUGCCAAUAUAUGUGGUAUCUCAUAAACUACAAAGUAAUAGGGAAAUCAUGGGCUUCUGUUGAACAAGGAUGUAACACUACACAGUGUGGUGUAGUAGUCUGUUUUGGACUAGGAUCUGGGAGACCAGGGUUUAAUUCCCCACUCAGCCAUGAGGCUCACUAGGUCACCUUGGGCCAGUCACUGCCUUUCAGUGUAACCUACCUCAUAAGUUUGUUGUGGGAAUUAAAUGAGGAGGAGGAGCACCAUGUACAUCACCUUGAGCUCCUUGGAGGCAAGUUGGAAUAUAAAUGCAAUCAAUCAAUGGAAUCAUUAUCUCUUAGUGAUGUUUUUGAAUAGCUAAUUACAUAUUUAUAUCUGGUUUACAAGGAUAUCCCCAAUAGCAACAGUUCCAGAGCAAUUCAUCUCAAGUUUUAAGUAUAUUGCAUUGAGACACUUGAGAAAUUAACUUGCAGCUGACUUAAAUGUGUUGUACUGUGAUUAGUUAUUUAAUAGCAAACAUGAAGGCUCCAAGGUUUGACUCUCCCAACAGGUUUUGCUUAGGAACCUUACACAGUAAACCAAAAUAACUUCCUAUGUAAUAAUUGUGUUGCUUAAUCACAACAUUCCACAACUGAAAUUGCAGAUAUGAUUGUAAAGAAAGCAUAUUCGAAAUAUGACUUGUCUCAGAUGUAGCCCAUUUGGACUUUUUAUAUGCUAAUUUAAACCAUGAGAUUAGAUUGUGUGCAACUAGUCUAAAAUUAGAUCUAUGUUUUGUAUGGAAAUACUUUCAGAUAUGACCUAUGUACAUCUUACCUGCUUUAUUUAGAUGAUAGCUGACCUUUAGGUAUUUUUCUAGGGGUAGAGCAAGAUAAGAAUGGAAAUAGUCUGCAGAGAAAAGUCAGGGGGUUUUUCUGGAUCAUAGGCGUUUCUGUAGCUUUACAGUGCAGUGUCUUCUGCCACCUUAAGGACGUAAAAAGCAGUGCAUUUAAAAAGUGAAAAUGCAGUCAUGUCACAUUUGCGCAACGAAACCAAUAUAAACUUUCCCUAAUAAUACCACUCCAAAUUUCAUUGGGAUUAUACCUAUCAACAAUUUGUUAAUUAUGAUUGUUAUUCAUCAAUGCUACACACAUACCAUGGCACACCAGAUUUAGAAAAUAUAGUACAAUAUUCAGGAUGGCAAAUAAACAUUGUGACCAAAUUUCAAGUACAUUAUGUUGAAAUAAAUUAUUUAUUAGUCACAUUUAGGAUCUCAGGGCAGUUUACAUGACUCUAGAUUUUAUUUAUUCUAAUUCCUUACCUAGAUCUGACAAUAUGUCAGUUUAAUUUAACCAUGUGCAGUGCAUUUAUAUAAUUACAAGCAAGGAGUGCAUGGGAAUUUUUUAGAAACCAAACAAUAUUGUGAUUUUUAAAUGGAUUAUUGAAUUUUGUGGUUUUUGACUUAUCACACCAAAAACAGGUGUGUUACUCCAAAGUCACAUUUUAGUCCACUAAUUUGAUUCAAAGUGGUGCCUGACAUCUAAACAUCAACAAAAAUACCCUUCCGCUUCGGAACCCUCUUCCCAAUUUGGUCAAGAGACAGUCAAACCUAUGCCAAAAAACAGGCAAAGUCAUAUCAAAAUGACAUUUCAGUCUACCACCAUCAAUUAAACGCUCCACUCUGGGAACUCUCAUGCUGAGUUUCAUGAUGAUAUCUUGAGUGAUGGCCUAACCUAUGCCAAAAAAACAGGCAUAGUCAUGCCAAAGUCACGUUUUGGUCCACCAUCUUGAUUCAAAAUGGCCCCUGGCACCAAAAUGUCAAUGUAAUCCUGCCCAUCCUUACCUCAGGAACUUUCAUGCCAAGCUUGGUGUCAAUAUAUUCAGAGGCAAGCUGAAUCUAUGGCCAAAAUCUGGGAAAGUCACACCAAAGUCAAGUUUUGGUUUACCAUUUUGAUUCAAAUGGCACCCAGUGUCAAACAGCAAGAAAGUCUGCCAUCCCACCCUAGAAAUCCUCUUGCUGAGUUUGGGGACAGUAUUUUGGAAGGCGUACACACAUAGAAAACAAAUGAUAAACAGAGAGACAAACCCUUUUCUAAAUUAUAGAGUUGAUUACACUCUUCCAAAUCCAUCUUCCUUUCAGAUAGCAUUUGACUUUUGCUUAUCUGAAUUCAUGAAGCAACCCUCUUUUGUGUUAAACUUUACAUAAUAACACCAAUUCUGAAAAGUAACAUACAGCUGAACUGGUUUACACAUCCACAGGUUUACAGAUUCUGUAGGUUUGCAGAUGACAUCUACUGGUAAUUGUACCACAAGGAAAAUAAGAAGUGACUGUCCCAAAUCAGCACCAAAAUUUGGUAAGUUUAAGAAACUGAGCAAUAUACUAAUUUAUUUUAUUUUAAUGUAAUAUUCUGAAGUGCAAAAAACAUGUAUUUACAUCUAUCUAUCUAUCUUCAGUUUCAAUACAGUAUUAUCAGUUAGUCAGUGAUGCUAAAGCGACUUUCUCUGUACUGGGGUUACCAACUGGAAGCACAUUUGAAUCAGCAGGCCCUUCAGUGCCACUGAGGGGACUCCAACACAGCAAAAACUUUGAAACAAAGAUCCCUCUCUGGGCUCAGAGAGAGAAGACUGCUUGUAACAUCUGUAAAUAGUGUGUUUAUGUAUAGUAGUGUGUGUUGGUUUUGGCCUAGUAAACUUUGCUAAAUGGGUUUUCUGCAGUGAACUUAACCACUUGACUGAGCUUCCGCAGCACAUAUGUCCAACAAUCCCAACAGAUUCUUCUUUCAGAUAUCCCAUUUUGUAAUGUGUUGGAACAGUAGACACCAAUAUAAUAUUCAACUAAAACACUUUUCCUUUACUGUAAAACUAUUCUGUAUGUCCUUUGCUCAAACUAACUUAGGAAUAAUGUAGAUGUGAAUAUAUAUAUAUAUUUUUUUGGGGGGGGGAAGAUGACCAGGAGUUGAAUUCCCAAUGGUUAAGGUAUUUUUAGGCCACCCAGAAAACCCAAGAUUAUAUUUUCCCAAUAGAGCAAAGGUAGGGGACCUCCAGGCAAGUGGGCCAAUUAGGCUCAGCAGGGGACUUAAUUUAGCACAAAAGGCCAUUUUCUCCAAACCACACCCACCUGGCCCACACCUGACUGUGAGAUCUGAUGUGGGGCAGGUAAAGGUACAACUGCAGGGAAACAAUCAGGAGCCUUAAAGUGUACUGCCUUUUGUUCCUUGACAAACAAGGCUAGCUGUAAGAUGAGCACUAUACUAGCACUGAAACUAGAUUGGACUCAGGGUAACUGAUUAAAGGAAAUAUUUGAAAAAGGUUUGAACAUUUUUUUCUACUACACAUCAAAGCUUGGGACAGAAAGUUUACCUCAUAGUAGGAAUCAUACUUAGUAGGAAUAGUUUACCUCAUAGUAGGAAUCAGGCACUGAACAGAGUGGAAUAUUGGACUACAAAAGUCCUGUUCACCCUCAAGAUUUCGAUUUGAAAAAGAGGAUACUUGUAAUAACAGCAAAGUACAUUUUUCUAACCUUGCAGAAACUUCAUUGAUUAGUAUAUAUAGACAUAAUGGUAUAAUACAUUUUAAAAUAAAAAGAGCACACCAAUCUUUAUUCAGAAACACUCAGAUGGCUGGUAAUAUUUACUAGCUGUUAUUUUAUAUUUCAGCUCUAUUUCUUAAAAUAUUAUCUAUUAUCUACAAGAUGGUGCAGACAAACAUUUAUGCAACAAAAAGGUAAUAAUAACUUUGUAUGUAACUGCAAAAUUGAAAUAACCAUUUAAAAUUAAAAAUGUGAUAUAACAGAUUUGGCACAGUAUGUAUAGGUGAAGUAUUGUUAUGAUGCAAGCUGAGCUCAGGUUGAAUGUUUUUAGCACUCAGCUGUUGCUUCAGCAACAAUCAGCCAUAGACAAGGUCUUAUAUAGGAGCAGUAAACUCCACCUUUCCUGAAAAGUGCCUCUUCAGUUAAAGGGGCUUGGCUCACACCAGUGUGUUGACAGAGCAGGGGAGCCUCUGGUUGUAUUGGAGCUUCUGGAAUGGAGUCCUCUGAGUCAGAGGACAGCAAUACAACAUCUUUGGGUUAAAGUGGCACAGUUGAGUGUCAAGACCCCGCAGCCACACCCUCGUUGGAAAUAACUCACACAAGGACAUGGAUAUUAGGUUUAUGUUAUUAGACAAAUUUGGGCCACAACUUUAUUGAAAUUACAGAAUGUGAGCAGUACUGGCUUAGGCAUUGAUUGGACCUGACUAUAUCUGACUCCUGCCCAGUGUGCAGGAAGUCCAGUAAGGGUAAGCCACCGGUAGGGGGAACUCUGUCAAUGCGAACCAACUCAAGCUCCCCCUGGUGUUUCCAUCGGGGUCGUGUCAAGGCCCUAGCCCCCAGCCGGGCUUCAGACUAGAUCUACACCCCCGGAUUCCUUUAACGGAAUACCCUUAAGCAUGGAGGGGCAGGUGAUGGCCACACCUCCCCUCCCCCCACACAAGGUCAAACAAUGCCUAACCGCAACCCUAAAAGUUGUGACGAUUGCUACGAGGUAGGCAAAAACCAAGUGGCCAGUGCCAAUUUGCCAAGUGGAAAAAUUCCUACCAGGCCCCUCAGACAACCAAAGCGACCAACCAAAGUCCAUAGCAAGGCCAUCGCCUAACCUGCAAAAUAGGGAGGGCGGGUGAUUGAGGAAGCAGCUCCAGCCACGCCCCCCUCCCCCGGCCAGCGGAUUGGUUGACCAGGCUCUGAUGUGGCCGGGUUCCCCCAGGCAACAGGGGACAAGGUCCCCCACCCCCGGUGGGGAGUGGGUGGCCACACAGUCCACCGCAACUCCUCCCCACUGGGAAGUGGAGCGGAUUUACCAUAGGCACAUCUUGUGGACGUGCUUUAGGAUUGGCCCUGCAUCCAGUUCCCCUUCGCACUUAAGUCUUGAAUCUCAUUUCCUGAGGAAGGAGAAUCUGAUCUCAGGGUUACUUAGUUUAUUUAUUUAUUAAAUGUAUAGACCACCCUUCAUUCGAGGAUCACGUGGCAGUUUACAAUAUAAAAACAUAAAAAUGCAUAACAUAGUCAUAAACAAAAACAAUACCACCCCCCACCCUGCCACACACAGUUUAAAAUGACAAAGAUUGUUUAAUUAGCUAAAGGUGUGGGAGAAGAUGAAUGUUUUUGCCUGGUGUCUAAAUAUAUAUAAUGAAGUAUUUCAAACUUUUUAAAUCUUUUAGAGCAAACAACUCAGAAACUACUUAAUGUAUGAGCACUGUGUCUCGACAGUGAAAAGUCAUAGCCCUUGUCAUUUAAUUUUGUCAUGGACCUUGAAAUGUUGAUUUAAAGGUUUCCUCAUUCCCAUUCUUCACAGCAUAUGCCAUAUUUUUCCAUGUAUAAGACAAUGUUUUUUGCUGAAGUUUUUUAGUCAAACAUUGGUGGUCGUUGUCUUAUACAUGGAUGGUGAAUGCCAGAACACGCUUGUGGGGCUAACACUUGCCUGUUGCAACACUUUCCACCUGGGGAGGGAGCUGGAGUAGGAGGAGCACCUUGUGGUCCCGAUCCACAGGUCAGUCAUAGUGGGGACUAUGUGCCCAGGCCACCAGCACCUCCCCGGGUGCGCCUCCCCACCAGCUCCCCCCUGUUGCAGAGCCAGAUUCGUGCGACUGCAAAAAGCGCAGCUGACUUGCAGUUGCUGAACACCCCAAGGUGGCUGCUUUCAGCUUGGCCAGAAAGAGCCCACCUCAUGGGGGACUGGCAAGGCUGCCCUGAGGCAGCUCAGUAGCACGAUCCCUUUCUGCAGGGCGGGUGAAGUAAGGGAUGCCCCCCUUUCUCUGCUCAGAUGCCCCUGAGCUGGUGGGCCAUGCUCUGCUGUUAAAAUAUUGUUUUCUUAAUUUUGGGUUCAAAAAAAUUGGGCUCAUCUUAUACAUGGGGACGUCUUAUACAUGGAAAGUACUUGUUUGGACCAAGGCUAUGAUUGUUGGAUUGAUAUCAGUUUAGGAAGGCAGGUGGUAGAAGAUAAUAUGCAUGGUAUUUAAGUACUUAGACCAUAUUCCCUAUGUAACAUCAAUGUUUAUGGUACUAUUAUUAUUUCAUUUAUUUUUGAAUGACAAUAUUUUGUAUCUUGACAGAGAUAUAUUUUACACUGAUACAGCACAUUUUGGUAACCAAAGAGUAGUGGACGACAUUACCAAUGACAUUUCCUGUAUGCUCAAGAUCCCAAGAAGGAGUCUGCAUAUUGUUAAGUAUCAAAAAAGUUUUAUUACAUGAUCUGUAAAAAUGUAUCACAUUUGGAAAAGUACAGCAAAUUAUUAUCAUUUGAAGCUGUAGAAGGCACAAAUAGGCCAAGAAAGUUUUUGCACUGACUAUUUCUAGCUGACGAUGCCAAUAAGGAGAGAAAUAAGAAAGCCUGGUACAUUGCUACAAUCAAAAAAUGCUUAAUACCUCACCAAUUAGUGUCUCAGCUCUGUUAGGAAAAUUCCAAGGGCUCCUUCCUUGAAGUAGACUGCCAAAAGCCUCUAAGGAAAGAGGAGUCAGGUACACAAGGUAGUCUCAACAGAGAAUUAUUAAUCAUUAAGACAGCGCUGAAUGGUCAGCCACGAGGCUAUUGCCACAAGCAUGGUCUGACAACAGUACAUGCUCUCAGGCUCUUCUUAUAUACAGUGGUGCCUCGCAAGACGAAAAGAAUCCGUUCCGCAAGUCUCUUCGUCUUGCGGGUUUUUUCGUCUUGCGAAGCAAGCCCAUUAGAGGUUUAGCGGCUUAGCGCUACAGUAUUAGCGGCUUAGCCGGCUUAAAGAUCAGCUGAUAAGCGGCUUAACGAUCAGCUGAUAAGCGGCUUAGCAUCAGCUGUUAGCGGCUUAAAGAUCAGCUGAUAAGCGGCUUAGCAUCAGCUGUUAAGCGGCUUAAAGAUCAGCUGAUAAGCGGCUUAGCCAUCAGCUGAUAAGCGGUUUAGCGGCUUGGGAAAAGGGGGGGAGAAAAACCCCGCAGGAACUCGCAAGACAUUUUCGUCUUGCGAAGCAAGCACAUAGGAAAUUCGUUUUGCGAAGCACCUCCAAAACGGAAAACCCUUUCGUCUAGCGGGUUUUCCGUCUUGCGAGGCAUUCGUCUUGCGGGGCACCACUGUACUCUUCUUCUAUCAGGUAAAUACAUGAAAUCCUCUUGCCCGUAUCAUUUAUGCAACAUUAUUGGCUAAAGCAAUGUGUGAACAGCUUGUGGAUACACUACCUGGCCUUCCAAUUGGACACACCAUAUUUGGAGUUGUUUUCCACUUAGAAACUCCCGUUAUCUUAUUAAGAUGCCAUCCUCAAUCAUUCCUUUUCAGCAGGUUUUGGCUUGCAUAUUCUGUUACCUUUCCCUCCCAAACUUGUCCUUGGCAAUUCUCCUUGUUUGUGCUAACUCCUUACCAUUACAUUCCAAUAUGUUUUCCUCCUCUUAUCUGGCCAACUAUUAGUCUCCUGUUAAAGAACAUAGUUGCAAGGUUCUUGCUGCUUACGUACACUGCUUUGGACAGGCAGUUUUGACUCUAAGCAUAGUCAGCAAUUUUGAUUUUAAAUACUUCUAUAAUAUUCAUAUCAUUAUACAUGUUCUAUAUCUCUAACACAGUACACAUAUUUCUGACAGCUCAAGGCCCCCAGAUUGUGAGCAUCCCAGAUAUUUAUAAGGAACAGAAUUUGCAAUAGCUUCAUUUAUUCUUAUUUACUUUUCUCUUUUGCAACUUUCAUUGCUUUCUCAUUGAACUGUUCAACUUCUCUAAAGCAAACACAGCAUGACAUCAGCAUUCUUUGAAUAUUUGACAAUGUCUGCUCUGUAAUUAUUCCUAGAUCUAGUGAUUAAAGAGUUACUUGUUCAAUCAUCUAAUCACAGAAGUCAUAGCUAACAAAAAUUAUAAUUUCUUUACGAAACUAUUUUUAUUAUUCACACCUGUGUUCUGAAUUGUAUAAGCAUUACUUUUAUUUAUUUCUACAGUAUGCAACAUUAUUCUUUAUUUCUGUGGUACACUGUAACCAUUAAGGAUGACAACAAAACAUUUACUUAUGGGCUCAGAAAUACAAGUUUCAUAGGCCUGUAAGACUCACCUCACAUUUGAGAUGGUAUUACAGCUUCUAAAUUUUUCUCCAGCUUUCAUUUUAGUCCCCAACCUGUUCUACCUACCAUUCUCAUCAGUGCAGUGGUAGCUGCAAGACACAGAAGAGGAAAGUGAGGUCUUUCCCUCUGUCUGGUGGCAGUACUCCUGUAGGCUGCCAAGAAGACAGGUUGGUCUCUCUCCACUCACCCCCCUUGCCAUACUUUCCUUUCUAUGCUUAACAUGUUGACACUGCAGUGGCCCUUGAAAAAACUACAGGGGCUGCUUCAGUGUCAGAAAAUAGACAGUGAGUGCCACUGCAACAAUGGGCAGGAAGAAACUUUUCUCUUCCCACUUUGUGUUGUAGUGCCAGCCCUGUAAGUGAGAUGGCAGGAUUUUGGGAAACUAGUUGUCAAAAGGGACUUGGAAAGUGAACAGAGUUCUACAGUAAGCAACUUAUUUCCAAAAUCAGAUUGAGCCCAAAAACAGACAAGCUAAUUCACAUUUUUCCCCCACAGCUGUCUACCAGCAAAGGUUGCAUUGCUGGUAAUCUAAGUUAUGUUGAAGAAGAUGGUACAAAAGUGAAUUGUAGCUGCAGUACAACAGUAUGUAUUACUAAUUCCUUAGAAUAAUAGAAUCAUAGAAUUUGUAGUGUUGGAAGAGAAUAGUUUUGGUUAAUUAAUUUACAUAUUAUAUAAAUAAAUAUGCAAUUGAGGUUUUGCAGCUGAGCAAAUAAAGGAGGUGAUUUCAAAUAUUUGCAAAAGAUAAAUGAUUGCUCAAUGCAUUUUGUAUAUUAUAAUAUUUCCUCAAGAGUUGGGGAACUCCUAUUCUUUCUCAGGAGUCCUAAUAUAGUAUCCAUAUUUUAGUUUGCAAUUGAUGUUUGACUACAACUUAAGCAGCAGAGACUGUCUAAGAAAAUGUUGGAGCAGUGUAAGAAAAGGGGUUAAAACCAAUUGUUCCUUAGCUAUUGCUUCUCUUAGAACCAUAACAGAAUGCCUGUCCAAAUCCAUAAAAUAUUCAAAGAUGUUGCAACGUGUUAAUAGUAAACAUAUAAAAUCUCAACACUUCAUAAACCAAUGUAUGCUUUGAAGAUGUUCUACUCUAUAUGUAUAGAUCAAGAUCUUUUGGGAGAGAGAAAUUAAAUGAUGGCAUUUUAAUAAAGUUAAUAACAUUUAUUCUAAAUCCUUUUAAAUUCCUGAUGUCUUUUGAAAACAUCCAGUAUAUAUGAAAAUACUAUCAAAUUAUAAGGCCAUGUUCAGAUAUAACACUAAACCUUGAUUUCAGAUAUAAUACUAAACCCAUAUAAAGAAAUGAGAUUUGAAGCAUUCCAUCAUGUCUAGAAUCAAACUACUUUACUGUGGAAUCCAAGUCUAGUAGGGGAUCAUUUGCACAAGCCAUAGUUGCCCACAAACCACAAUAAGAAGCCAUUGGCAAAUGAUUGUUUGACAGGUUCAGAUGAAAUAGCAAACUAUGAUUUGCCAGAAAUCAGGAACAGAAGUUUCUCCUCACCUUACACACAAAGGAGGAAAGCAUAUGCCCAGGGCACAUGACUCGGGCAAUACAUGGUUCACAUAGUUCAGAGGUUACUAAAACAUGGAUUAACACUGGCCACAUUCACACAUAACACUAAGCCAAACUGUGGCUUAGUGCAAAUGAGCUGGCUUCCAUAGAGGAGAUUGCACCUGCUUUGCUCCUCCCCAGGCUUCAUAGCUCAGUGCAGCAGGGCAACAAAGCCAUCAACUGAACUGUAGAUCGUGCUUAAGGUCUCUCUUUCACCACAGUCUCAGGUCUGGAUGACACAUUAAGCCAUCCUCUCUAGAAGCUAGUAUGCUUGCACAGUCCCCACAAUCCAUACUUUAUACAGUAUUGUGACAUGUGAACAGGGUCAUGGACACAGAGUCAAUGUUGAAAUUUCCUUUUACUAAAGCUGUUACCUUUGACUAGAAUACACUAUUUAUUUCUACAGUGGUACCUUGGUUGUUGAACGGCUUGGCUCCUGAACAAAUCAGUUCCCGAACGCCACUAACCUGGAAGGGAGUAUUCCGGCUUGCAAACGUUUUUCAGAAGCCAAACAUCCUCCGUGGCUUCCAAUUGAGUACAGGAAGCUCUUGCAGCCAAUAGGAAGCCACACCUUGGUUUUCAAAUGGUUCCGGGAGUCGAACAGACUCCCGGAACAGAUUAAGUUUGACAACCAAGGUACCACUGUAUUAAUGAAACAUUUCAAAAAUAUUUAACAAUACAUAUCAACAACAAACCAUAUAUAAUUUUUUUUCAUUCACAAAAACAUUUUAAAAAAACACAGUUCAUCCAGAGUGGGCUUUUUCAGAAGUUCAAUCACUGCCUUUUUCAAGAAGACCAGGACCACUUCCUCCCACAAAGAUGCAUUGGCCACACCAUGGAUCCACCCAGCCAUACACAGUGGAGAUGCUUUAAUAAGUCAAGUGGUGCAAGAUAGGAGGGAAUACAUUACUUAAAAAUAAGCUUCUCACUCAGAGAACCACAUGCAUUCAGUUCCCUAGUGCACACAAUCUGGCCCAUUCAUUCCAAUGGAGAAAAAAUAACUAUAUGAGCAACGUAAGACAUAUUUCCUUUUCUAGGACUAAAUAUAAGGUUCCUUCAAGAUUAAUAUUUCUCAGGGUAUCCUUAUAUUUUAGUAUGUCCAGAUGUUCUAUCUUGAACACCUGCAAUGAUAUAAUGGUUAAACAGUAAGGCCACACACUUCAGCUUACAGUAUAUAGGUGUUUAUGCCAAUUUCUCCCCUCCCCCAUCUCCUUCCCUGUUUCUUUCUCCAUAUGUUUGCCAUAUUGAGACAAAUUCCAAUAUGAGAUAUGAAAUGUUAACAACCUUUUCCAUAACUCUGGAACUCAUAUCUCACUUGAGUUGAAUAAUAGCUGAAAGGCAAUAAAACAAAUGGAAAAUACAGCAGUUUAAAGUGUCUGUAAACAUCUGUCAUCAGGAUGUUUAACGUUUGCCCUUUCUUGUGGCCAUAUGCAAAUUUCAGCAUAAAACAAAGUUAUUAUUUGGGAAGAGUGUUUUGGGCACAUUGAUUUCAUGGUUAGAGUGUCAAACAUGGACCUGGGAGACCAGGGUUUGAACCCCCAGUUGGCAACAAAGCUCGCUGGGUGACCUUGGGCUAGUCACUGUCUUCCCUCAGUCUAACCUACCUCACAGGAAUGUUUUGGGAAUUACAUGAGAAGGGGGAGAACCAUGCCCACUACCUUGAACUCUUUGGAGAAGAAUAGUGGGAUAUAAAUGCAAUAUGGGGUGUUAAGGGUGGGGUAGUACCUCUGAUGGGGGAGACAUUGUGCUCCUUCUGGAGCAGUUUGUCCACCUUUGGUCCCACCCUGCAGUCAGAUCUCAACUGUGGCUCCUGGAAGCUGUCAUCACGCAGCAGUGCUCAGGAAUAUCUUCAACUAACCAGCUAAACCAGGUGAGGGUAGCUGAUGGGUCUCAAACACUCAGUGAGGUAGGGAUUUCCCCUGCAUAUGAAGAUGGACUGGUAGAUUGAGUGGACAAAACCAAUAGUGGGUCCGAAGGUCAAGAAGGUUGUUUCUGCACGUGCAGUAUCCAUCAAUACACAUGGAGUCUAUAAAGCAAUUAUUAAUGUAGAAAACUAUAUUGGAAAUUAACAGUUAAGGCCUUUAGAUGAUUUAUUCCUGUUUCUGUUUAUCUAAUUAUUAAAUUCCAUAUCUUUAUUUUUGGUACUUUGCCUUUUGUUGUUUUAGGUAGCCGUACCAUCUAAUGUAGAAGGAAUGAGAAGUAUCCUUUAAGGAAAACAUCUAUCUGUAGACUGGGGGAGGGUUUUUCUUCUAAAGAGAGACAAAGACCAAUAUAAAAUUUGUACUUCUUUUUCUCUUUAAAAUAUUGGCUCUGAUACUAAGUUAUUUACUACAGUAUUCAACACUUAAUUGUAUGGCACAAUGGAAUCCCAUCAAUAUUUGUGGCCUUAAUUUUAUAGAUUUGAUCACAGAAGCAAAAUUUAUUCUAAUUGUUGAAAAAGAUGCAACUUUUCAGAGACUGCUGGAUGACAACUUCUGCAGUAAAAUGUCCCCAUGCAUAAUAAUUACGGUAUGUAGCUAACAUUUUGUAACUCUGGAACUUAUUUGACUGGUAGUGCAAUGAUUUCUCAAUAUAUAUUCAAAACAUUGAUAAUUAUAUAAACUCUACUUAGCCAUUAUUUCCUUAGGGAAAAGGUGUGCCGGAUGUCAACACAAGGCUUCUAGUCAGAAAGUUAUGGGAUACAUGCCAUGUGCCUAUCUUUGCUCUCAUGGAUGGUGAUCCACAUGGUAAGUGUGAGAAAUGGAAAUGAAGAUAGUCCUCCUCACCAUAUAAUUUAUGAUAGAGUAUUCUAAGAGCAGAAUAAGACUUUAUGAUAGAAACAGUUCUCUCAGUCUCAUGGCUCCCUUGUAAAAUGAUGCUGGGAACACUUUCAGGAGAAAAUUGGAAUGAGAUACUUAACAUUUUCCCACCCAGCAACCCAUCAUCCCUCCCAAGCUUUCUUCUGAAAACAAAAGUGAACUUAGCUGCGGAAGCGGGCAGAGUUGGCAGCCUUCCAAGUGCCCCCUACCUGACCUUGGCAUGAUUUCUGCAGAAGCAGAGUUAGGAACUCUGCCCUACUGAAAAAAAAUUGGGAAGGCAACAUAUCUAUUAAUAAUUCAUAGCACUAUUUUGGUAUACAAAGAUUUACAAUUAAGAUACAUUGCUAAAUCAUACAUUGAUUUAUUUUCACCUUUCAAAAAAAUGCAACCAUGUAUUCAAAACACCAAUGGUGGCUCAAUCCAAAAUCCUAUCCAACAUGCUGGGGAGGGGAGUUUAGAUGAAGUGGAGAUAUAUUUCUGCCCAGCCCAGAAGUGCUCCUCCAGUGGACUAAUGCUAUUGCCCCAACCAAAAGUGAAAUGGGGCAUUCUAUGAACCAAAUCUGCCCCCCAAUAGGUAUACCUCAAUUUACAUUUCAUAUCAUCUUUAUAUUAGGUAUUGAAAUAAUGUGUAUCUACAAGUAUGGUUCUGUGGUAAGUUUUUUACAACUUUAAAUUCAAAAUUCUGUUGCACCAUUUCUAGCUAAAAUGUGAUAUAGGAAAACUAUUGCUGGUUUAUUUAAGCAGGACUAAUACGUUAUGUCUUAUUUUGGUCUACAUUGUUUCUGGACCAAAGUCUUAUAUCUUUUGGGACUGCAGUUGAUGGAAAAUGUCAAUUCAGUGUGUAGCAGCUGUGAAAAGGAUGACACCCAUGCUAGAAAUUACAAAAGAAAGAAUUGAAAAUGAAAUUGUAUAAUAAAGUUCUGAUACAAAUUUAUGUUGUAACCACAUUUAGAGUAUUUUGUAUAGUUCUGUUCACUCUAUCUCCAAAAAUACAUUGUAGAAGUAAAAAUGGUGCAGAGUGGGGCAACCAAAAUUAUCAGGGGUUAUAACUCAUUCUCAUGAGGCUCCUGUAGGGCUCUUAACCUUGGGAUGGCACUUCCCCCUGGAGCAUAUAGGCGAUGUGAGUCUUCAUUGCUUCUCCAUUGGAAGGGCUGCCCUGCACUCCUAGACUGAUCCUGCCAAGUAAACCAAAGUUGAAUUGGGUUUACAGCGUAAGCCUAGCCAUGUCUACUCAGAAGUAAGUUCUACUGAAUUCAAUGAGACUUACUUCCAGGUAAGUGGGCUUUUGAAUACAGCCAAGUGCAUAGAAGGAAAGGGUCCUGAGGGGCUUAGUUUAUGAAGAAUAGAUCCACAGCAAUCAGUGCCAGGAUCUGAAGGUGGUAGGUCAGGAUCAAUGCCAGGAUCUGGAGGGGGUAAGAUGCCUUCAGCCAGCCUGCCCAACGUGGAUCUCUCUUUUUGUUCUCCCUUCUUGUUCCCAGCAUACCUUGCUAAAAAUACUCUUUUACCUUCACCUCAUACCCAGUUACCCUAGCAACCGUCCAACCCCCAGUCUCUGUUCACACCUCAGGACAGGAGGGAAGGACAGUUCUCUUACAUUGCCAAUGGCCCUCAAUGGCCCUGUAUUGUUUCUUAAUAUCCUUGACUUAGCCAGGUCUCUCUUUCCCCCCCUUUUCUUUUCUUUUUUGCAUAGGCUAGCCUAGGAAUUCUUCUGCAGUUUGUAUUUCUUCUUCACAACCCAAAUAAUCAAAAUCCUACUAUUUAUUAAUUUCUAGGGUUUAGGAGGGUCCCUGAACCCUAGUAUAACAUAGUAUACCUGCAUCUCUACCAAAAUGAGCAUGGGUCGUGAACUUUUAGAUGGAGAUUCCUCAUCCUGGAUAGAUGUGACUAGAAAACAGGAUUCUGAUGGGUUUUUUAAUAGAAGGACUGAAGCUCACCUAAAACCAGUUAUCUCAAUAGAAAGAGGCUAUAAUUUACCUAUUGUCUAUCCUACUAUCACCAAUAUCUUUGUCAGAUAAACUUCCAAGCUGACAUUUUUCUUUUUUUAAAAAAAGUAUUUUUAUUUAAUUUUAUCCAUAUAACCCCAAUAACAAAAUAGAACUUAAUGAGACAAACACAUAAAAAUCAAAACAAGUCUUGGCAUGGGAUGCUCCAUUCAUACAAAUAAAUAAUAAAGCUUAUCUAGAUAUUUGCAAGACAGGUAAGUGGAGAGUACUGUCAUAAGAACUGAGAAAACGAGAAGUGUUUUUUUCACAUUUCAGUCUAUGUCAUUUGAAGCCCAUCGCCUCACAGUUCCUGCUAUAAGAUGGCUUGGCCUUCUUCCAUCUGAUUUUGACCGGUUAGUUACUUUUCUAAGAACUUAAAUUUCCCUCAUUCUUUCACAAAAAUGAAACCAAAAACAAUACAUUUACUUAAAAUCCCACAAAACUGGGAAACUUCUGUUGGAUUAUUCUGUAUAAAAUACACAUGGACAGCUACAGGGUAAGAGGGAGGGAUUUUCAAUCAGUGCCCCACUCCUUUUAUUUCAGUGUGUAGAUUCAUAAAAAUAUUUUUAAACAAGUGUGAAAAAUAAGAUACAGUAGUCAGAUUCAUCUAUCUGCCUUUCAGACUGAGUAUACCCAAGACUGCAUUGAUUCCAUUGACUAAACAAGAUCAAAGUAAACUGGACAGUUUGAAUACAAGACCUUAUAUUGCUUAUCAAUCAGCAUGGAAAAAAGAAGUAUGUACAUUUUUUUACUAUUUAUUAUUUUUUGAGCUUCUUGAACUCAUUUUCCCUCUUACUCUACACAGAAAGAAUAUGUUACCUUAAUUAGAAUAAUAGAAUUAUGUGAUUCUAAUUGAGGUAACGUAUUCUUUCUGUGUAGAGUAGGAGGAAAAUUCAUACAUCAUCCCAAACAACAGUUUAAUAGCAUGGUGUUUAAUGAAGAAGCCAUGGUUUGCAAUCAACUACCAAACUCAAAUCAGAACUAGGUUUCCAAAUUAUUGCUUGGAUCCAAGCACCUCUUCCACAAACUCAUGUGUAACAGCUAGCAUAGGGGUGGGAAACCUUUUCCGGUUCAGUAGGCCAGAUUGGCCUUACCCCAACAGGCCAAAUUUGACAGGUGGGUGAGACAUCCCAUAUAUCAAUAAGCUGUCAUUAUGACAUCAGAUUAUUGACAGGUGUGUUAUCUCACUCACCUAUCAAAAUCCCUUGUACAACAUUUCCCAAGCACCCCAUAGCCAGCUGGCUGUCAGGCAACUGGAAAUUACUGUGCAAGGGCUUUCAACUAUUAGAGCACUUUUGAAUCAAAUUUCAUGUUUUCUGCUAAUUAGCUAUGUGUAAUCUACCAACUGACACAACCCAUGGCUCUGCCUCCAGAUAAUGCACUAUUGAGACAGGAGUGUAUUAAUGUGAAUGCUAAAGACAAUGGAAAAGAAAAGCAGACUAACAGAUCCCAGGUAUAGAUUGUAUUUUAAAAAACCUUUAUUGGUUAUAUACAGCACUAUGGUUUAUCCGUCACAAAUAGUUUAUCUUUAAGACCACUUUCAUUUGUGUAUUGAAUAAACAGCUACUGUAUUGCAUAAGAUUUGUCCAGUAAUGCUUGUCCUUUUAUCACUUUUAAGUUAUUAGUUAUUUUCUCAGCAAUAGCCAAUAGCCAAUCCUUUCAAGGCUUUCCAGGUUUAUAUAGGUAGAAUAAAUCCUUGGUAUUUAAAUCAGUAUUUAGGCCUUAUAAAAGGGACAAUAAGCAUGCUGCAUAUUUGUAAAGCCUGUCCAUGGCUUUUUGUGAUCUUGGAGUUCAGCUACCACAACUAAACUGAAGUCAUAUGUGCCUGUGAGCCAAAGCCACAUAAAAAUACAGUUCACUAACAAAUGCAUGAUUUAUUAAGCACAUUGCCCACCUGUCCUCCCACUGACUGUAAUUGUAAUGAAAGACAGUUUAUUAUUAAUUAUACCACCAAAUAAACUACAAACAGGAAACAAGAAAAGACGUUACAGAUCUUAAUAUAUCUGACUACUUUGAUUCAUAUAGUGUUAUAUACUAAAGUUCUCACCCUGGGCCAGCAGGGGGAUACUGUAGAUAGUUCAGGUCCACAUAUGCAAAUAAGGGAUCGAAAGUGACGUUCAGUGAUUAGAUAGUUACAGAAAGUUGUUACGGUUACGUUGUACUGGAGCUCUAUAUAAGCAGGGCGGCUGAACCCUUCAGUUCAGUUCUGUUCUGACCUGUGAAUAAACAAGAGCUGUUUGGAGAAUCGCUGUGUUGUCUGAUAUGUUCACCCACAACUCAACAGUAAGCUGCUUUAUUUGCUGCAGUGCAAGCUUUUGAUUUUACUGCAGCAGUAGCAGCUGAUAGGAUUGAGCUGUAAAUUGCCAUGCAUAAUGUAAAAGAAAGGAAAUUACUACAAGUAAAAAGAGAUUAAGACCAUAAUCCAACACAAACAUAGGCAUUCUAAAGUCAAUCAAAAUCAAUGGUUUCAGUUCACUUACACAGUACAUACUCAAUUGUGGCCAAAAGCUGCUCUUGUACAAUAAAGGUUUGUUUUUAUACUAUGAAAUAACUUGAAACUGGAACAAAACUCUUUUGUUUCUUAUGUGGCACAGUUACUCUUCUAGAUCACUGUAAGUGUAAUAUAUGCAUCAUAUCAAUUUCAAUAGAAGUUUAAUUUCCAAUGCUUUCCUUUACAGCUAGAUAUUAUGGCAACAUGCAAAAUGAAGGCUGAAAUUCAAGCAUUGACGCAUUUUUCAUCCGAUUAUCUUUCCAGAGUGUACUUGCCAAAUAAAUUGCAGUUCGGUGGAUGGAUAUGAAUAUUCAGUCAACUGUUAAAACAUUUCAUGCAUCACUGUAAAAAAGUUACAUGCAAUCCUAAUUGAAAAGCUGCAGAAUUUUUUUUAACAAUUUGGGGUGCAUUUGUUUUUGCCUUUGAUCUUUUUUUUAAAAUUGGAAAGAAUGAUAAUUUCCUUCCAUGAAUCCACAUUAUAUUGCAGUCACCUAAUAUGUACUAAUUGCAAAUUGUUAAAAAUAAAAAGUGAUUCUUACAGAAAGGCAAAGAGGAUAUGUUCUAACAUUUAAUUUAAAACCUUGAUUAAUUUCUCAUAAUUCAAGAUACAAAACUGCUAUUUUUAAUGCAAACUAUUGUUGCAAAUACUGUUAGGACGUGAUGUAUCAUAUAUUCAUUUAUUUCAGCUUACAGACAAUUGCAAAUUAACCACAAGAUAAAAAAACUAUAAAAUGAUUAUUCCUCAUCUUUAUAAAAUUUCCUAGAAAAAUGGAAACAUAUGCAAACAUUCAAUAUUUCACAGGCACUUGCAGUAGUAUUGAAGCGGCUCAAUGCAUGGGAGUGCAGUGCCAGAACUUUUCAAAGUAGGAACACCAGGGUAGUUGAUGGAACUUUCUUGCUUUGGCAUGUGAAUGAGGUGACUAUGAGGCUUUUAAGUGUGGUUGUGACAUAGAAGCCCAGAGCAGCAUUCCCUAAUGUCCUCCAGUUGUUCAACUGUGCUGCAGUAACAUUUGUGCUUGCUGGGGCUACUGGGAGCUGUUAGUCCAAGAUAUCUGGCGGUAGCUAGGUUUGGUAAGUGGUUGGACAGUGUUCUCGAAACUACCAACAUGAGUUUGACCAAACUGCGGGAGGCAGUGGAAGACAGGAGUGCCUGGCGUGCUCUGGUCCAUGGGGUCACGAAGAGCCGGACACGACUAAACAACAAGGUUUGGGACGACUGGCAUAGAGGAAGUCAGAGAAUGAGGAAAAUUAUCAGAGACUGAGUACUUUAGUUUUGAUGGGCUUCCUAAUUUACACUUGUUUAAAUGGUAACACUUCUCUACAAAAUUGUUUGCUUUCUAAUUAAAUGCUAAAGAUUGCAUUUCAGCUGGAGGAAGAUCUUUAUUAAAUACCUCUUAUUAAAUAUGUUUUUUCAAGUUGAACCAAUAUAGUCAGAAGAAAGAAUCACUUAAGUUCAGUGGAGUUGUUAGAAGUGAAGAUCACUGAGUUUAGCAGUUUCCUCCCCAGGAAGCGAUAUAUAACAUUGCUGCUGUAGUCAAAUAGUCUUUAUGCUACGUACUGCUGCCUUGGGGUGCGCGCGCGAAUGGUAACAGACCAACACAGCUAGCUAGCUGCUCUUUUGGACGGCUCUUGAGGACAAGGAACCGAACUCUCCUUGGAGACGUGCCUAUAGGGGGCGUCACGACGAGCUCCUGCACUUCAAAAUUUACCAUUCCCUUACACCUGGCCACCUGUUAACCCCCUUCAAAAGCAGGUAAAAUGCAAAAUUAGAUGCAUCCAGAUUCGUCGUUGAGCAAACUUCCCAACACCUCACAAGUAAUAAUAAUUUGUAGAAUCCAGAUUUUUCCCUCCUGCGUGCCUUCAGCCAAAAUUGUUACCUUUGGCUAAACUGGAGCAACAGCCUAAUCGCGGAACCGCGCGAGCAUCGGAAGCCACCUUGCAAUAACCUAAAAGCAGCGGCUCCUGCGGACAGACACAGCCUGCAAAGGAAAGGACCAACCGGGUAAAGCACGUGAGCGCCCGCCAGAGGCCACGCCCACCUUUAACCCGUGAACUGACGCCGGCGCCUACGAGUUCAAUUCCACGGUGACGCAUGCGCAGCGUGGACGGGCCUGCGUUCAGUUGCCGCGGCUCCGGGGGCUCCCUUGGCGCUCCGGCUGGAGAAAGAGGAGAGGGUCGCGCGGGGAAGGAGGACGGUCGGCCCCGGCCCGCCUGAGGUACGCUCCCCUUCCCUGCGCCCGGCCAGGCCCGCGUGGGGCGUCCGGGGCCGGCCUCGUGGCUCGCCAGGCCCUCCCGCUGGAGCCGUGGCACCUCGCGCUUCUCUCCCCGGCUCUCUCGGUCCCCUUCAGCCGCGGCCCUUCCCUUGCUUGGCCGCGUCGUGGGGGUCAUUCCCCAGCCAUGGUAUCGGGGGGGGGGCAGGUAGCCCGCCCUUUCAAGCAGCGCAGUAGAGCCGCUUGAAUGGAAGGACUUCCGCCCCACGUGCUGUCGGAGCAGGACUUUAUUUAUUCUUCAAGGCAGUUCAGAAAGAAAGACAGGCAGAGAAAAGGGCAGAUGGGUAGCCGCCUGUCAUGGAUGCUUUAGUUGAGGUUCUUGCAUUGCAGAGGGUUGGACUAGAUGACCCUUGGGGUCCCCUCCAACUCCACGGCUCACUGAUUCUAUUAGCCUCGACCUUGCUAACGGUCCUGUGGUGAUACCAGCAGGGUCCCCUGCCGUCCAGGGUUGUUGUAACCCAGGGGUCAGCAGACUUUUUCAGCCGGGGGCCGGUCCACAGUCCCUCAGACCUUGUGGGGGGCCGGACUAUAUUUUGAAGGGGGGGAAAACGAACGAAUUCCUAAGCCCCACAAAUAACCCAGAGAUGCAUUUUAAAUAAAAGCACACAUUCUACUCAUGUAAAAACACACUGAUUCCCGGACCGUCCGCGGGCCGGAUUUCGAAGGCGAUUGGGAUGGAUCCUGGGCCUUAGGUUUCCUACCCAUGUUGUAACCACUACAGAGAACUCUGGAGAAAAAAACUAUGCAGUUGCCCAAGGCGCAGCAUGCCUGGGGGUGGGGGUGGGGGGAAGAUACACCCUACACUGUUGGGAUGUCACCUUGAAACAGAGAUCUUUAUAAUUGCUACAGGGAUGUGUCUUGUACAAUGUACAGCAAUGAAAGCAUGAAUGCUUCAUUACCCUUUUUAGUAACAGUUGGGAAUAUGUGCAGAGUAUCCAUAUGCUUUUCCUGGAGAUGCACCUUUUUACACUUCUUGCGCUACGUAAAAUUUUGAAUUUUCCACAAUGUGAACCAGCAUUAAGGUAGAGAACAAAGUGCGCCCCCACUUACAUUGUGAUAGUUCUCCUUCCUGGGGCAUAAAGAGCAGGGCGUUAUCUGAAUAUUGAAUGAAGGAUUCAAUCUUAAACACAUUUACUUAAAGAAUGAGUAAGACUUCAUCGAAUAAAGUGGGACCUGCUUUUCAGUAAGCACGCGUAUGGUUGUGCUGUAAAUCCCGCUUAAUUCAGUGGCGGCAUUUAUUUAUAGACCACCCUUCAGUGCAAGGCUCCCAGGGCGGUGUACAAUAUACAAAAUUAAAACAGACAAUAAAACACUACAUAAAACAAUAUAAGUCACAGAAGUAGCACCAGUAAAAUCCAGCAGAAGCCAUGUCAACAACUACUAGAUAAUCCUCAGGAAGGAUACAGUCAAACCUCGGAUGUUGAACGUAAUCCCUUCUUGGAAGCCCAUUCGGCUUCCAAAACAUUUGACAACCGGUUGCAAAAGCUUCCUGCAGUCAAGCGGAAGCCGCGUCGGACGUUCGGCUUUCAAAAACUGGAGCAUUUACUUCCCAGUUUUCAGUGUUCAGGAACCAAAACGUUCAAGAACAGAGCCAUUUGGGAACCAAGGUUUGACUGUAGAAGGUCUUCUCCCCAGUCACCAUCUGCCUAACUUCAGAUGAUGGGUCUGGAGGGAGAAUCCCAGAUAAGGACUUUGGAUAAGUCAUGUGAAAGAAAGUGGUCCUUCAGAUUUGCUCCUAUGCCACUGUAUUUGUGUGAUUCAGGGCAUAAAUUUAUUUUUUGUAAAAAAAAAAAAAAAGUGGUCAUAUUAUAAGUAUGAUGAUUGUUGCAUAGUCCGCAUAGAAAAUACUUCUAUUUAAAUUAUUUUCAAUUAUUUUUACAGGGGCAAGAUGAGUUUGUUUGGGUCAACAUCAGGGUUUGGAACUGGAGGUACCAGCAUGUUUGGCAGCACAGCUACAGAUAAUCACAACCCUAUGAAGGUAUGUAGCCCCACUUUGCAUCCCUUUGUUUUUACCUUCACCUGACCCCCAUAUCCAUGCCACCUCCCUUUUUCAUGCAAACUCCUCCCCUCAUAGACACCACUCCCAUGGCAACCUUAUGCAUCUUCCUCCUCCUACACAUUGCACCUACUAAGCACCUUUCCCCCCUUCCAUCCAGUUAUGAAGCCAUUAUUCUGCAGCCUUUUCAUAACCCCACUUUCAUCUUCACUCCCAUUCCCAUGUCACCUGUCCCUCCUUUUUUGCAACCCCGCCUUGUGCCCACCGUUUUCAUAUUCACUCAGAUUUGUCUUCCGUCCUCCUUUUCUCAACUCUCCAUUGCACAUAGACCACCCACUUUUCCAUGCCCCCUCUCCUUGUGUUCUGCAGCCCCCUUUUCGUGCACCCCCUGUGGUUAUAUAUGCUGCUGUAUAUAUAAGAGAAAUAGGAUUUUAAGAGCAAGCCUGUAAGCUAGCUUGUUCAGCUGGAAGAGGUUAAGUUUAAUUGAUGGAUGUACAUAUAUGGGUGUUUGCCUGUUAAUAGAAUACCCGCUGAGAAUUGCUACUUUGAGUUGGGGACUUGAUGUUCAAGAUAGCACAUGGUGUUGUUGUUUAGUCGUUUAGUCGUGUCCGACUCUUCGUGACCCCAUAGACCAGAGCACGCCAGGCACUUCUGUCUUCCACUGUCUCCCGCAGUUUGGUCAGACUCAUGUUUGUAGCUUCGAGAACACUGUCCAACCAUCUCGUCCUCUGUCGCCCCCUUCUCCUUGCGCCCUCCAUCUUUCCCAACAUCAGGGUCUUUUCCAGGGAGUCUUCCCUUCUCAUGAGGUGGCCAAAGUAUUGGAGCCUCAGCUCUCAGCUUCACGAUCUGAGCACAUGGUAUCGGGAGUGAAAUAAAUUGGAAAUAAAUCCUCCAGUGGAGGCAGUGUAAUGAUAUUAUUUUAGACGUGUCUCCAGGCAGAUAAAUUACUUCUAACUUUGAUUUCUGUUCUAGGAUAUUGAAGUUACUUCACCACCUGAUGACAGCAUAGGCUGUUUAGCUUUCAGCCCACCAACAUUGCCGGGGAAUUUCCUUAUUGCAGGAUCAUGGGCAAAUGAUGUAAGUAACAAAUGAAAGUAGGUAUUGAGGCAUACCAUGCACUUUGCCUGCAUUAUUUGUACUGAAUAUGGGCAGCUGCUUCUUGCAAACAAAAUGUGAUAAUCUUAAUGUUUAAAGCAACUGUGUACCACUCUUUGAGACAAGUCUGUCUCAAAGACUAUAAAAAAGCAUUAACAAUUUAAAUGUUGUUUUAAAAAAUAUUGGUUGCCUCCUGUUAACAAGGAACAUCUCCUGUUAUUGGAAUAGAGACUAAUGAUGAUUUAUUUUGUAUAUGAAUCACUUCCCAUAAAACAUUCCAAAAUAAUUUAAUUGUUAAAAAACAUUAACAAUUUGAUGAAAAAUAGAGGUAGGAGUAGUAUCUUAGCUUGCAUUUCUCUGGACACACAGAUGUUGACAUAACAUCCUUGUGUGCAUUAAUUGUUCACUCUUUUCUAAUGGUACAAUGUUAUACAUGUCUGCUCAGAAGUAAGUCCCAUGGAGUUCACUGGGUCUUACUUCCAAGUAAGUGGAUAUUGCAUUGUGGCCUCAAGGUAUCCUGCUUUGGUUGGUGCAUCUGUUUCGAAUAAAGUUGUUUUAGAAGGCAAAUUCUAAAAUAAUAGUCAUGCUAUACUGCAGUCUUAUUCAUACUUAAUAAGCUUUUUUGAACAGUGGUACUUACUCCUGGGAGUAAGCAUUCAUAGGAUUAGGUUUGCAUCUAUUGUAGCAAAAAUAAAAGUCCUGUGGCACCUUAAAAGCAGCAAAUUUAUUGAUGCUUUCAUAAAGCAGCUUCAGUUCACCAGGAGGUUCUUUGGCCUAGUGUUUUCAAAACACCUGAAAAAAACCCAAUAAUAUUUAGAGUAAUGUUGAGAAUUAUUGCAGCCCAGUGGCUAAGGUGGAAAUCAAAAGCCUUAAUUAAAAACCUAAGGAAAGGGUUCUCACUACCUCCAUUGUCUUGAUGUAAAAUGGAAAACUCACAAGACUUCAGGGUUGUUUUUGUUAGAAUUCCUGCUCCAUGAUUGCAGUCAUAGGAUUGUUGUCUAUCACAUGACGAUGUAUGUUUUGACUCCACAGAGUGGGAAGUGACGGAGACAGGAUGUUGGUGUUACUGUGUUCCAUGAAGUGGGACUAUUGUCCUUUGUUCUUUCUCUUUGCUAUCUGAUGCUAGAGAGAGAGGGAGCCAUGUUGCAGUGCUCUGUGUGUGUUUAUAUGUAAAUAAAGUAGAUUAGCCAAAAUGCUGAGUUGCGAAGACUCUGCGGAUUCCUAAGUGUGCUGGUGUCUGUUGGCAUCGGUUGCUGUGAUGUUCAGCCUGAAGAAAGCUUGAAGCUCCCAAAUGAACAACCAGGAGGGAGAGAACAUGCCAGUCGGGCAUGUGUCUCUACCAGGGUCCUACUCAAGUGUAGGACGAGCUCCUGACAGUUUUAAGGGCAAACAGUGUGAACAGCUGUACAUUAAGAGUGGUGUACAAAUGAAUCUUACUUUAAAAUUAUUCUGUCUCUUCAGGUUCGUUGUUGGGAAGUCCAGGAUAACGGCCAGACAAUUCCAAAAGCACAGCAAAUGCACACAGGGCCUGUGCUAGACGUUUGCUGGAGUGACGUACGUCCUUUUAUUGCACAAGAAGUAUUCUUAAAGAUCUGUAAUGUUUCUUUGGGAAAUCUGAAGGCUAUAUAGCUUCUCCUUCAGUGGAGAAGGAUGGAAGAGUUGGGUGGAAAAACCUCUUUAGAAUAACCUGCAUCCACUAAAUGGCAUGAUCCUGUCCUGAAAAUUCUAAUGUUCUUUUCUACAAUAUCAGGAGAUCUAUGCCCUUGAUAUGCUGUCACACUCGGACAUGUAUUUUAGAAACAGAUAAAAUACUACGGAAUUUAUAUUUCCCACCCACACCUUCUCUUGUCGUUAUAUAGGAUGGGAGUAAAGUGUUUACAGCAUCUUGUGAUAAAACUGCCAAAAUGUGGGAUCUCAACAGCAACCAGGCAAUACAAAUUGCACAGGUAUGAUUUUUUUCAUAGUCUUUUAUAGAAAAGCUGAAUAGAAGUGUAUUUAAAUGAAGUGCUAUUCAGAUAAAUGUUGAGCGUUUUAAUCCAUCUUCAUCAGAAUGGGGAAGCUUUCUUACGCAUGGUCUGCAUUACCUUAAUAGAAAGCUGUCAGGGGUCACAUUCUAGUAGUGGGUAGGCUAAACUAAAAGUGGACCAAGCCUACACAACCUAUUUCCCAUGGAUACAGGGGUAUAUAUUUAAUUCUUAGUACACUCCAGGUUCACCCAUCAAUUUUCUCCAUAGAUGCGUCAAACAGAUCUUGUAAGAAGAAAGGAGAGAAAAGCUCUGCAGUACCCUUUAUAUGCCCUAAGUUUUGCAAAAGGCAGAACUUUGCUCUAUCCUCCCAUGCCUGUGUGAAAUGGGGGGAAGUGCAAGAAUGCUAAUGUGAUUGGUGUUUGCUUUGCAUUGCUGUGUCCAUCAAAAGAGAAGGUACAAGGCGAGACCAGGCUUGCUUUGCAAAAGAAGAAAAAGCAGCGGUCUUCAUUCCAGUUAUGUCUGCACCCACCCUAAAAUGCAUGAAUGAGCCUUAUUCUAGACAUCUUUUAAAACCUCCUUGUCCUUUAGCAUGAAGCUCCUGUAAAGACUGUCCAUUGGAUUAAAGCACCAAAUUAUAGCUGUGUGAUGACUGGAAGCUGGGAUAAAACUCUGAAGGUAAGAUGUCAAUAUUUUGUUUGCAUUAACGCUAUUCUACAUAUUUGAAAAUGUUUUCAGCAGAUUUUGCGUAGCAUGUAUGAUGCAGAAAAUUGUGAGUUCCGUGUUUUGUUUUGUUUGUAGCAUUAUUGUAUGUGGUACAAUUGUAUCCAUGUUUACUUAGAAGCAAGCCCUGCUGCAUUCAGUGGGCCUUUCUUCCAAAUAAGUGUGCCCAACAUUUCUGCUUGAGGGUGUGAGGUAUGAACUGGAAGCGCCUGGUUGUAAUCCUGCGAGGCCAUGAGCUCCCUCAAUAAAUGACUGUUAAAGGUCCUUUGGUGCCCUAGUUUGUAUCAUAGGAGUAAUCCCAGUUCCUCCCUUAAAAGGUUGCUCUAAGAAUGAUAAAGAAUGCAUGUGAAAUGCCCAAAGUCCUUAGCCAGCUAUACAGUGCUUGUUUAUAUAGUAGUAUCUGUUAUUAAUAUGACUUCAGUGUGUAAAAGCGCACUGAAAUGCUUUGAGCACAGUCACUAUUAUUUCAGCUUGCAAAGAUUGGGACAAACCCCAUACACUCAGUUCAUCCUUAAGACCAUCUUUGAACCAAAGCCCCUCACCCCAUUCAUCGUUGUAUUGACUUGCAAUACACAGGCUUUCCAGAACCAGUCUUAGUUAAGGACACGGAGACGGCAUAGUCAGUUUUGCUAAGAUAGCCUGUAUAAUACCUUAUGUGUGGGAUUGUUGAUGUUUUUCAUUUUUUAGUUCUGGGACACCCGAUCGCCCACGCCAAUGAUGACCCUACAGUUGCCUGAGCGGUGCUACUGUGCUGAUGUAGUAAGUAAGAGAUCUUUUGGCGUGUGUUUGCAUGAAAACAUGCUGUCGUUUGCCAUUUGUUUAGCUGUCUUUCUACCACAGUAAUUAACAGGCUGAGUUUGUAUCAUUUUGUAUCAUUGUUAUCAUUUUAGGCAAGUGCUUUUACUGUUCAUUUUGACUAUGUAAAUUUUGAUUCAGAUGAUAAUUUAAAAGUUUAUUUUCUACUUUUUACUUUAAUUUAUCUUGUUUCAGGUAUACCCUAUGGCUGUUGUAGCUACUGCAGAGAGAGGCUUAAUAGUUUAUCAGUUAGAGAAUCAGCCUUCUGAAUUUAGAAGAAUAGACUCUCCACUUAAGCAUCAGGUAAUAAUUAAACUUGAGUUAACUUGUCUUGAUUUAUAGGAAGUAGGCUUUCUUUAAGUUGUGCCUAAAUCAAUACUUUUAAAAACAGUAUUUCUAGCAGUUGUUCUAUUUAUGUGAUAGAUUUUUUUUUUAAGCAUCAUGGGCCAAAUUCUAUAAUUUGUUUACAUAAAUAACUGUCAUUAUCACUACUGGGAUCUUAAAUUUUAUUCUUAGCUGUUCUUUUGAGAGGGAUAAGAAUCAAAACUGGUUGGAAGAAUAGCUUCUUAGAAGAACCCCCCAAAAUGACUUUGCCAGCAUAUAUCUUAUUGCAAGGAAUUUAAAUUUGAUAAUCUAGAAUUCAAAAAUGCUAUUUCAAGUGUUUAAGAGAACUUGAGCUUACACAUAUGGAAUUGUAAAACACUCUUUUCUUUGGCACGCAGACCUUCAUGCCAUAAUGCAGAUCACUUUGAAAAUUUCUUCAGUUUCUGAAAAGAUUUGUCUUAUGGCAUGGUGGGCUACCGUUUGAGAAACCCAAAGUGAGUUACUUGAAACUUGGCCCUCAUCCUUUGAGUGCAGCCAGAAAUUGACGCCUGAGAAAUAACUAUUUCCCAAAGGUCCUUGAAUAUUUGGACCUGUUCUUCCCAUUGGGAUUUGAAUCAUACACAAUUCUUUGGCAAAAUCUUUAAAAAUCCUGUUAGAGUUCUCCUAAUAAGUAAAUGCUUUGCAUGCUCUUAACUGUUCAGUAGCUUUUAUGUUGCAUUGUCCCUGCUAACGCUUUAGGCUUGUUUGAUAGCUGACCGAAGUUGCAAUCCUAUGUACACUUAUGUGGGAAUAAGUCCUGUUGACUUUAGUGGGAUUUUCUUUGGAGUAGACAUGUAUAAGAUGGUGCCAUAAAACCCAACCUCUAUCCCCCAUUUAGCACCGCUGUGUUGCUAUCUUUAAAGACAAAGUGAACAAGCCAACAGGGUUUGCCCUUGGAAGCAUCGAAGGAAGAGUAGCCAUUCAUUACAUUAACCCACCAAAUCCGUAAGUAUCUUGAAAUGGGCUGCAAGCUGCCCACUUAGGCUUGCAUGGAACAUGGGCUUGUAGAAGUAGGCAAUCUGUUGCGUGCAAUGUGAAAUGACAAAUGCUUUUUUUCUUCCAGUGCCAAAGACAACUUCACCUUCAAAUGUCAUCGUUCCAAUGGCACAAAUACAUCUGCACCUCAGGAUAUCUAUGCUGUAAGUAUUUCGCACGACAUCCAAUAAGGAUCCUCCAGGGCUGCUGAAAGUUAUCCAGACCAAGUAUAGAUAUGAUGUCAAAUCUGGAGUCUUCGUUCUUUGACAUUUUGUCCCUAAAGAGAAAUUUUGCUUCUGUCUAAAGGCAGAAAACUGACAUCUGUAACAAUCAGAAUGUGAGUCGCUGAAGAAUUUGUGCCUGCUACAUUUUCAACCCGAUUUUUUUUUUAUUCCAGUAAAAUACGUUCUUGAGUGAAGAAAAUGACAUUUCCCCAUGCCCUUGGGACAGAUGAUCAGAUACUUCUCUAUAUAAUAGCUAGUUUCCAAUAUUCUCUCCUAGCAUUUUGUUCCGCUUUAGCAUGUUUAGUAACUGGGACUUAGAGCUACGGAUUCCAUUGAGUUAACUAGGACAAAGCAAAUGGGACCCGGUUUGGGAAACAUUUUGGAGGGGUAAACCCCCCCCCCCAAAGAAAAUACUGGGAUUACCAGGCCAAGGAUAUCGCUUGAGUGUAUAUCUUGAUUUUCUACCAUAAGAUCUAAUGCACACACACCUUUUGUUUCCGUGGGGGAAAACUUAAAGUUGCACGUGGCAGUGUUGGGCCCAAAACCUGGUCCCCACCCAUAAAACUGGGUGUCCUAGUCACUUUUGGCAGACACCAUGGGAACAGAGACCAGUAUUCAUCUUAUGGAGCUCUAGCAGAUGUCAGUGGAGGGAAAACUUGUUUGUGGUAGUUCUCCCCACCUUUGCCGAAACAAGGAGCCAGAUUCUGUAGCAUAGGCACUGAGAGAGCUUCUGGCUUGGAAAGAGGGAAGCAUGCCUUACCCCUCUUUCUGGGCCUGGAGGCUAUGGUUUGUUGGGGAUAACAGCUGGUAGGGCCAGCUUUUAAGAAGCAGUUCAGACUCCACCUUGUGCUUAGUGUAGUGAGGUGGGUGAGGAAGGACCAAAGAACAAUGGUUCAUCUCCUUUCCUCCUCCAGUCCUUCCCGGUGACCAUUGCCUUUGUGAGCAAAGCUAGUUGUGGUGUCACGUCUGCUUCAGUGGUAUAAAACUGGGAGGUGGGGGAAGGGUGAUAAAGUAUUUUGGGGAAGUAUUGGAAACUGUCAAGUAAUAGACCUUUUUUUUACAUGAAUGAACUUUGCUGUUUUGGUCUGAAAUGACUAAACAAAGCUUGCGAUGACUUUUUUAAAAAAUACAUCAUUCGCUUCCUUUCCGAACUUUGUUGGUUCAGCUGUUAACUUUCAAACUGAUUCAUAUAAGACUUUCGUUCACUUUUGGAACUGGUGUUUGAAUGUCAAUAUUUUCCUCUUCCUUCCUCAUCCCUCUUUUGCUAUCAUGUCUCUUGGGUUAUAAGCCCGAGAGCGCAAACUGAUACCGUGUAAGUCACUCGAAAUGUUUUCCAAAGAGUGGCGUGAAAAUGCUUAAAUUAAAUUUUAAAUGAUUACUUUGAAGGUUAAUGGGAUCGCCUUUCACCCUGCCCACGGCACCCUUGCAACGGUAGGAUCUGAUGGCAGAUUCAGCUUUUGGGAUAAAGAUGCGCGGACAAAACUAAAAACCUCAGAACAGCUGGACCAGCCAAUAUCUGCUUGCUCCUUCAACCACAACGGCAAUAUAUUUGCAUAUGCGUCUAGUUACGAUUGGUCAAAGGUGAGUUGGCUGAAACGUAAAGAGAGCAUCUUUUAAUAGAUGUUGUUGGAGAAAUUCGGCAUCUCAGUUAAACUGAAAUAUCUAGAAAGAGAAGGAAAUACACCUAGUACCAUGGCACAAUAUCUGAAUGCAGCCAGAGCCCCACUUACUUGCAAGGUGUUAAAUAAAAUACUUGGUUAAGGUUUAAUUUGUUACUGCUGUGUAAUACAACUGUAUUUAACCAUUUUUGCAGGGGCAUGAAUUCUAUAAUCCGCAAAAGAAGAACUAUAUAUUUCUGCGCAAUGCUGCCGAAGAGUUAAAACCCAGAAAUAAGAAGUAGUGAGUAUAAUUCGGACCAUCCUUGUAGCACUGCUUUCUUGCCACAUGCCCCCUCCUCAUUGAUCUCUUUCCAGUUGUCUGUCUUGGAUUGGUAACCCUUAGCAGGGGUCUCUGUGACGGUUACCAAAGUACAUUCUUAUGGGCUGGAAAAGUACCCUUUGACUAGUGUGUUCCAUGCUGCCCAGGAAUGCCUGACAUUUGCAUGAAGACUUGCCAGUUUUCUUAAUAGUAGCAAAAUCCCUGCACUGGACCAAGAAACAGUUGUUGCAUCCUAAGUACUUGCCAAUAUUUUAUGAAUACUACAGAAAAAGUGUGCUUUGCAAUAAUUCUCAGCAAACCUUUUUUUCUUACUGGAUUGAGAAUUGGGGGCUAAUGAGUGUUGGGGAAAGUCAGUUUUUGUGAUUUUAGAUUCUUCCGAGGUUUUCUUUUUCAUAGAAUUGUAAAUUUAAUAUUAAUCUGCUGCCAAUGUGUACCCUUUUUUGGUCUUAGACAUAUUUUUCUACUCAUGUAUGCGGGCUAUGUACUGAAGGCAAAAAAAAUCCCAGAAUAAACCCAAAUUAAGUUUUGAUGCAUUCUAGGAAUAAUUCAGUUCUGAUUUCACUGCAAACUGUGCCUAGGUUGUGGUUUUGAGAUGUGGGCGACUCACUAGGGGGAUAGAGUUGCAUAGCACAAGCCCUCUCUGGUGAUACAUUAACAUGCAACAGUGGAUAAGGUGACUACAGACCCAGGGACUCCGUGCCAUGUAGAAAUACUGUUGUGCCUGUGUUUCCGUGAACUCUUGCCUGGUCAUUGGAUGCAAGAUAGCAGGUGAACAGUACAAUGUCUCUGCAUUGCACUGUGCCCAUGUCUGCAGUAGCAAGAAAAAGAAAGGGCCUUAUCAUAGCUAAAAAGACAGUUUCAUAUACAUGUGCCACAUAAUAGGACCACUUCUGUACCCUAAUCUGUGUCUUAAAAAUUUCCAAGUAGAGAAAGCAUUCCUAACUCCACUAAUAUUGCAUAGCGCUAGGCGGGUAAACCUCAUCGGAACACAACUAAGUAGAAAUGGUGCAGAGGCUUAUGUAAUGUGCAUCUAGUCCAGGCUUAUUCACAUUGGGGAAUCUGCUGUUCAAAACGUCAAAGGAUUUUCUUACAAAAAGCUUGAUGCCGAUUUCCGUUUUAUAAUGAAUGGAGGGGGGGGGCUGAAUUUGUAUACAAAUACGCUUCGGUCAGAAUUUUUUCUGUAAGCACAUAUGUUGUAAAACUCGCUAUGAUUUAAAUAAAACUGUUUUGAAUUUGAACAAAACCUUAUGUAAGUACUUCAGUUGUCAGCGCUGGUGAACUGAGGGAUCAGAGGCAAAAUAUUUAAAACUACUCUUAUUAAAUGAUUUCAUGGAAUCUCAACCAGUCUCUUGUUUUGUAUUGUUCACAAAUUAAUGUCUGCUGCUGAGCUAAAGAAUUCAGUGGCCAACUCUCACUGAUACGCAAGUGAAAGGCCUGUUCUUUUUCAAUAGUUUUUUGUUUGGCCAGUUGAAUGUGAGUAGCUCCCUUUUCACGGAUAGGAACAUAGGAGGGAGCUGUUGAACUAUUUGGCCGUCUAGCCCAGUAUUCCCUCUUGUGGCUGGCAGUGUCUCUCUGGGCUUUGCAACAGAAAGGCUUUUCUGAGUCCUUCCACCAGAGAUCCUUUUAAAUGGAGAGCCAGUUGAGUUGAACCCAGGACCUUAAAGCACAUGCUCUACGCAUGAGCUACGAUGGUUCCAUUAUGGUACAGAUAGCCUGAAUUCAAGAACAAAAAAUAGGUUCUAUGGAAUCUCUGAUCAAAAGGGCCACUUUCCACAAAAUGCAAGGAUGCAUGAAAACCAUUUGACCAAUACCUUGCUUAAAAGGUUCUUAACCUCAACAUGGGCCUCUUCGAAUAAUGGCAUAGUUUCCUAUAGGGCCAUGUAUCACGUGUCUGCCAAUUCUAUAUGUGAAGGUCCUGGGGAACCAGCAUCCAUACGACAAGAUUAUACCCUGCAUUUUGUAUAACCAGCCCAGAAUCGUCUGCUCUGAAGGCCUUGGAGAUGCAUGUUGCUUAUGUAUAGCUGUAUUUAUAAUGGCAGUGUGGUAUACACCCAGUACUUUGGAUGCAACUACAGUACUUUGAAUAGCCAGUAAAUAAGAUAGCAUCGAACAUCUCAAGAGGUGAAACUGAUACAGAAUUAAAAGCUUCCAGUGCCAAAUUCAUUACUUUGACUAUCAGCUCAAUCUUUUCCUCAAGGCAAGCUCCCCUCGUGCUGCUUCUAGUUGUCAUGUAGUUAACUUUUAGCCACUAGCAGUUCUUGCCUUCUUUGGUAGGGCCGGGUGUUUGUUUGUUUUUUUAGCGUUCGUGUUCUGCUGAACUGCAAAUGGACUAUUGCGGACUUAAUGCUUAUCCUUUCUGAUUAUAAAAGCAACAUCUUUCAUUUUGCAGUUAA